AAUGUUCUUUGGCAACGAAUUUUUUCAUCCGGGGCUCGACGCGUGUACGACGACUUACCGUCGGCUAGGAGGUCGUAUCGGUCAAAUUGAAAACAUAACUCUUCAAAUUUAUUUACAGAUUACUGAAUUCUCAAACAUCGUCCAAAAUGUAUCGAGCAUUUGGUCGAGCUUCUUCUGUGCUACUUAAAGUAGCUAAACCUUCAAUAUCUAUCUCUAAAAUAGCUGGAGAAGGAUCUAAAUUUUUACCUUGUUUGUGGUCCACAUCUAAUCAAAACUAUGCAUCAGCGGCAGCUGCUACACGAUCGAAGGGAAAAAUUGUUGCAGUCAUUGGUGCUGUUGUUGAUGUUCAAUUCGAUGAAAACUUGCCACCUAUUUUAAAUGCUUUAGAAGUAGAAGGACGAAAGCCUAGAUUGAUUUUGGAAGUAGCUCAACAUUUAGGAGAGAGCACAGUUCGUACAAUUGCUAUGGAUGGUACUGAAGGGUUAGUACGUGGCCAAGUUGUUUUAGAUACAAAUUCACCAAUCAAAAUUCCUGUUGGACCUGAAACUUUAGGAAGAAUUAUAAAUGUUAUUGGUGAACCUAUUGAUGAAAGAGGCCCUGUAGUUACUGACAAAUAUGCAGCUAUCCAUGCAGAAGCACCAGAAUUCGUUGACAUGAGUGUAGAGCAAGAAAUUUUAGUAACUGGUAUUAAAGUUGUAGACUUGCUAGCUCCAUAUUCAAAGGGAGGAAAAAUUGGUCUGUUUGGGGGUGCCGGUGUCGGCAAAACUGUACUAAUUAUGGAACUUAUCAACAAUAUUGCUAAAGCUCAUGGUGGUUACUCUGUAUUUGCUGGAGUUGGAGAACGAACCAGAGAAGGUAACGAUUUGUACCAUGAAAUGAUUGAAGGUGGUGUCAUAAGUUUAAAAGAUAAAACUUCAAAAGUAUCCCUUGUAUACGGACAAAUGAAUGAACCUCCUGGCGCUCGUGCUAGAGUUGCUUUAACUGGUCUCACUGUUGCUGAGUAUUUCCGUGAUGAGGAAGGUCAAGAUGUGUUAUUGUUUAUUGACAACAUUUUCAGGUUCACACAAGCUGGCUCAGAAGUAUCUGCUUUGUUGGGUCGUAUUCCAUCUGCUGUAGGUUAUCAACCAACUUUGGCAACUGAUAUGGGUACCAUGCAGGAAAGAAUUACCACCACCAAAAAGGGUUCCAUUACGUCUGUACAGGCUAUUUAUGUACCUGCUGAUGAUUUGACAGAUCCUGCUCCAGCUACCACAUUCGCUCAUUUGGAUGCCACAACUGUAUUAUCUCGUGGUAUUGCUGAGUUGGGUAUUUACCCCGCCGUGGAUCCUCUUGAUUCAACAUCUAGGAUUAUGGACCCCAACGUUGUGGGUCGAGAACAUUACGAUGUUGCUCGUGGUGUGCAAAAAAUUUUGCAAGAUUAUAAAUCACUUCAAGAUAUCAUUGCUAUUUUGGGUAUGGAUGAGUUGUCUGAAGAAGAUAAGCUUACUGUCUCCCGUGCUCGUAAAAUCCAAAGGUUUUUGUCUCAACCUUUCCAAGUAGCUGAAGUCUUCACUGGACAAGCAGGAAAAUUUGUUCCUUUAGCUGAAACUAUUAAGGGAUUCCAGAGUAUAUUAGCAGGUGAAUAUGAUCACUUACCAGAAGUUGCAUUCUACAUGGUAGGACCUAUUGAGGAAGUCAAACAAAAAGCUGAGAAGCUUGCUGAAGAAGCGUAAAAAUUGUAAUUAUAGACUGUAGCUUUAUUUUCCAUCUACAAAAUUAAAGAAAUUAGAUUUUUUCCAUUUGAAAAGAAUAUAAUUAUGUGGAUUAACGUUCAUCAGUAUAGAUCAUGCGUAACUGCACUUUUUCAGAUGUUUUACUGAAUAAAAUUUGUAUAAAAUUUG
Messenger RNA from Parasteatoda tepidariorum (common house spider), 1880 nucleotides. It is a transcript of the gene ATPsynbeta, whose product is annotated as ATP synthase, beta subunit. Lineage: Eukaryota; Metazoa; Arthropoda; Arachnida; Araneae; Theridiidae. Gene Ontology annotation, cellular component: proton-transporting ATP synthase complex. The record is from RefSeq and is a predicted model, not a curated record. Gene Ontology annotation, biological process: proton motive force-driven mitochondrial ATP synthesis; proton transmembrane transport. Gene Ontology annotation, molecular function: ATP hydrolysis activity; proton-transporting ATP synthase activity, rotational mechanism; ATP binding.